UGUCCCGUGCCAAGCGGAACCAGCUUCCACGUGUACGAUCAGGGUCGCUUCUCCAAAGAGGUCCUGCCCAAGUUCUUCAAGCACAACAACAUGGCCAGCUUCAUUCGACAGCUCAACAUGUACGGCUUCCGCAAGGUGGUCCACAUGGAGCAAGGCGGCUUGCUGAAGCCCGAGAGAGACGACACGGAGUUCCAACACCCCUUCUUCGUCAGAGGCCAAGAGAGCUUGCUGGAGCACAUCAAACGCAAAGUCACCAACGUACGAACGCCGGCGAGACUUUGUCCCGUGCCAAGCGGAACCAGCUUCCACGUGUACGAUCAGGGUCGCUUCUCCAAAGAGGUCCUGCCCAAGUUCUUCAAGCACAACAACAUGGCCAGCUUCAUUCGACAGCUCAACAUGUACGGCUUCCGCAAGGUGGUCCACAUGGAGCAAGGCGGCUUGCUGAAGCCCGAGAGAGACGACACGGAGUUCCAACACCCCUUCUUCGUCAGAGGCCAAGAGAGCUUGCUGGAGCACAUCAAACGCAAAGUCACCAACGUGUCUUCGGCGCGUCAGGAGGAGGGCAAGAUCUCGUCUCACGAGGUCAGCAAACUCCUGAAUGACGUGCAGGCCAUGAAGGGAAAGCAGGAGACCAUCGACUCCAAAAUCAUCGCCAUGAAACAUGAGAAUGAGGCUUUGUGGAGGGAGGUUGUGUGUCUGAGACAGAAGCACGCUCAGCAGCAGAAAAUGGUCAACAAGUUGAUCCACUUCCUGGUGUCGCUGGUCCAGUCCAACAGGAUCAUGGGAGUCAAGAGGAAACUCCCGCUGAUGCUCAACGACUCCGGCUCCUCCCACUCCGUGCCCAAAUACGCUCGCUCGUUUUCCUUGGAGCCCGUGCAGGCCGCUCCCGCCGUCUUCCCCGCGGAAUCCUCCGCGGGCUCCGGGCCCAUCAUCUCCGAUGUCACGGAGCUGGCCACGCCCCCUCCCGAGGAGCGCGCGGAAACCGGGAAGAGGAGCGACGCGGAGGAGGACGAGCCCGCCGCUUCCGACGCCGGGGGUGCGCUAAUGUCCGGAGACACGCCCCUUUCCCCGACCACCUUCAUCAACUCCAUCCUGCAGGACAGCGACGCGCUAACGGCUUCCAGGCCCCGCCCGGCCACCGCCCGCCCGGACCCGGCCGCGACGUGUCAGACGGUCGUGUGCCUCGAUAAGUCGGAAUUGUCGGAUCACAUUGAGACCAUCGACAACAGCCUGGAAAACCUGCAGAACGUUCUCAACAGUCAAAGUUUCACCUUUGACGCCUCACCGCUCAUGGAGUUCUUCAAUCCGCCGGGCGACUUUGACAUCGGCGCUUUGGACUCUCUUCUGUGCGACAACUUGCCCAAAGGAGCCGAGGAAAGCGACGACGCCGGUAAAAGCGCACGCACGCACGCACGCACCCCGUCGGCCCCCACGGCGCGGAAACUGAGCUCCGCGCCCGUCAUCGACUUCAGUUUCUCGAAGAAACUCCAAAUGGCCUCCAACUAUUGA
Messenger RNA from Hippocampus comes (tiger tail seahorse), 1509 nucleotides. Its product is annotated as heat shock factor protein-like. Gene Ontology annotation, molecular function: DNA-binding transcription factor activity; sequence-specific DNA binding. Lineage: Eukaryota; Metazoa; Chordata; Actinopteri; Syngnathiformes; Syngnathidae. The record is from RefSeq and is a predicted model, not a curated record. Gene Ontology annotation, biological process: regulation of DNA-templated transcription.